Saccoglossus kowalevskii is the source of this 1626-nucleotide messenger RNA. RefSeq names its product organic cation transporter protein-like. Gene Ontology annotation, biological process: transmembrane transport. Gene Ontology annotation, molecular function: transmembrane transporter activity. Gene Ontology annotation, cellular component: membrane. The record is from RefSeq and is a predicted model, not a curated record. NCBI's taxonomy places the organism in Eukaryota, Metazoa, Hemichordata, Enteropneusta, Harrimaniidae.
AUGACGCAAUUUGAAGACAUUUUGAAAAGCGUCGGUUCUUUUGGACGUUCUCAACAAAUUCAAUACAUAUGUAUAUUUAUCGCGGCUGGCGCUACAGCCUUUUAUCAGAUGGGCAACACGUUUUACAGUGCAUCAGCUGACCAUUACUGUCGAACAUAUAAGAACCAGACGUACGAGACUAACUCCAAGUUGAAGAAUUGUACUAUACCAUACAGUUAUAGUGAAAGUGAAUGGGAGCAGUGUGAACGUUAUGAUGUCAACGUAUCUCAGGAGGUUUCAGUAGAGACCUGCUUUCCACGCUCUGGAACAACUGACUGCGACGGCGAGUGGGUUUAUGAUGACUAUUGCUACGGAAGAAAAAUAGUGUUCGCUAUAUGUUUAUUAUCAACGAUAGUGGUGGCCAUUGCAGCGGCAUUUUCACCAACGUAUUAUUUUUUUCUUGUAUGCCAGUUUCUUCUCGGAGCAUUUCCACAUAGUUUGUUUGUCACCGGAAACGUGAUGGUAAUGGAAAUGAUUGGAGUUAAAUACAGGACAAUACUUUCUUCUCUUACCCAUGUUUCAUUUAGUUUGUUCUACAUGUUAUUUGGCAUUAUUGCAUAUGCCUGGUACGGGAGUUGGCGUCCACUUCAACUCACUGCUGGUCUCAUUUGGAUACUCUUCAUCCCAUCAAUUUGGUUAGUGACCGAGUCAGCAAUGUGGCUUAUACAAAAAACGGAGUAUGCUAAAGCGACGAAAGUGCUGAAUAAAUGGGCUAAAAUGAACAAAACAGAAGUACCGGACAAUUUGUUCAAAGAAGAAAUGGAAAUGGCUGAGAAGAAAAAAGACGGCGGGGAAAUUGAGAAUAAGCCCCAAAAAUAUACAGUUGUCGAUAUUUUUAAAACUCCGAAUUUGCGGUUCAGUGCAGUUUUGAUGUGUUUCAACUGGUUUUCUUGCAGUUUUGUCUACUAUGGAAUCUCACUUAAUACUGACCAGAUCGGCGAAAAUCCAUAUAUCACAUUUUUCAUCGCUGCAGCUGUUGAAGUUCCAGGACGUUUUCUUGGUUGGUGGUUAAUGAGAACUGUUGGUCGGAGAUGGGCUUUGUGUAGCACGGCCGCUGUUGGCGGUCUGUGCUUGAUAAUAAGUGUACCACCAGAAAAUACAAAUGUUUCGGUAACCUUGGCGAUGAUAGCAAAGCUGUGUAUUGCAGGAACGUUCGUAAUUGUUUACGUGUAUGGUCUUGAACUCUAUCCAACUACAGUUAGGAACGCGGGAAUGGGAGUAUCGUCGAUGUGUGCACGUGUAGGCAGUAUUAUAUCCCCUUACGUAUUUCUACUGGCUGACAUAUGGGAACCAGCGCCGUAUAUUAUAAUGGGGGCGACCUCUGUUGUGGCUGGUUUUCUAGCGCUCCUCAUUCCAGAAACACGCAACCAAAGGCUUCCAGAGACGAUUGAGGACGGGAGAACAUUCGGAAAGAAAUCAUAUAAGAGAGAAAAUAGCGAAAAGGCUAAGGAAAGUGCACGAUCAAUUAGUGUUCAAGUAGACAUCGAUGUUGCUGGCGACGUACUGAAUAGCGUUGAUGGUGUUGGGAAAGAUGUUCAUCCAACAGUUAACGGACAUUUAAAUAGAGCUUAUGAAAAACAAUCAUAG